UGCGCACGACAGCGUGCGCCCUGCUGCCGCCUGGCACCAGCAGCGGUCCGGUCUGGAGGUGGACAUGCAAAUAGUUUUACAAGGAUGGGAAGUCGAGAGGAGGAGGAGGGUUUUGUUGUGGGCUGAGGGGCGGAAGGAAAUCUAGGCUUAGCGAGGGAAAUGUGAGAUUGCUUGGUUGGGGACAGGGCUUCGGCCGUUCCUCUCGGGAGGCUCUGCUAUUGUGGCCGUUAAAAAUAGGCUUUGGACUGGUUACUCUUCUGCGGGAAGCUCCCUGGCUGGAGACGGGCAGCCUGCCGGCAGGUGGAAUGGGGCAGCCAUGAACGGCGAUGCCCUGUGCCAGGAGCCCUCCUCCCCGCUCCCCGACUGGAGGGAGUUCUGUGAGCUGCAUGCCCAGGCAGCCGCUGUCGACUUCGCCCAGAAGUUCUGCCAGUUCCUGAAGGAGAACCCUCACUACGACACCCCCGGGGCAGAGACCUCCUUCUCCCACCAUUUCGCUGCCAACUUCUUGGACAUCUUCAGCCUGGAGGUCAGCCGGGUGUUCGUGUCCGACUCCCCCACCAAAUACAACAUUGUGCCCUUUGUGGGGCUGCAGAACUGCCACGUCCCCUACGGGCGUGAGGUCACCCCAAGGAAGGAGGAGACAUCCACAGAGUCCCUGGACAGCAUGGACACCCCGCUGGGUGCUGGACGGUACCUGAGCCCGGCGCAGCAGGCGCAGGCACGCAAGGUGUCCUCCUAUGGCCAGUCCCGCAGCUCGGAGGACGUCUCCAUCCAUGCUGCCACCAAGCCCAAGUUCAAGAAAGGUUUCUCCUUAAGGAACAUGAGCUUGUGCGUGGUGGAUGGUAUGAAGGAGAUGUGGCAUCGCAAGUCCUCUCCGGAGCCGGGUGCCGAGGCUGCCCCAGGUGGCCGGAAAGCUGAGAGGGAGCCAUGGCCGGCCGGGGGCAAGGAGCCCAGCGACCCGCGGGAGAAAUGGACCCACAAGCUGCGCCUGUCCAAGGUGCCCUCCUCCAAGGUGGAGCUGGUGGACAUCCAGAGGGAGGGGACGCUGCGCUACAUGGUGGCCGAUGACACGAACUGUGUGGGGAGCUCACAGUGGCAGAAGUGCCGCCUCCUGCUCCGGAAAGCAGUGAAGGUGGAAGGAGAGAGGUUCCUCCUUGAGUUUUACGUCCCUCCAAAGGCUUCCAAACCCAAGGUGAGCAUCCCACUGUCAGCCAUCAUCGAGGUCCGCACUACCAUGCCGUUGGAGAUGCCCGACAAAGACAACACCUUUGUCCUAAAGGUGGAGAAUGGUGCCGAGUACAUCCUGGAGACCAUUGACUCCCUGCAGAAGCACUCCUGGGUGGCAGAUAUCCAGGACUGCAUCGACCCCGGGGACAGCGGGGACGACAUCGAGCUGGCGUCCUGUGCGCAGGGAGCCUGUCUGACGGGCAGGGUGUCCUCCUGCAGCUGUGAGUUCCUGGGUGAUGAUGUGCCCAGGCCACCAGACAGAUGUGCCCUGCCCGGUGCUCACAACACCGCCACAGCCGCUGCUGUCCCUGCACCCCACGGCCGGGGCAGGGACUCCCUGGGGGAGCUCCUCACCCACGUCCCACUGGAGAGCUUCCUGCAGACGCUGGAGUCCUCCCCUGCCACUGGCGGGCAACUCGCAGCGGAGGACAGUGAGGCAGAGGCAGAGAUCAACCUUUCCAGCUUCCCCUGGUUCCACGGGACCCUCUCACGGAUCAAGGCGGCUCAGCUGGUGCUCUUUGGGGGUGCCCGGAGCCACGGCUUGUUCGUCAUCCGGCAGAGCGAAACGCGGCCCGGGGAGUACGUGCUGACCUUCAACUUCCAGGGGAAAGCAAAGCACCUCCGCCUGUCACUGAAUGAGAGCGGGCAGUGCCACGUGCAGCACCUCUGGUUCCAGACCAUCUUCGACAUGCUGCGCCACUUCCACACGCACCCCAUCCCUCUCGAGUCAGGCGGUGCAGCCGAUAUCACCCUCCGCAGCUACGUCGUGGCCCAGAGCCCGCUGCCCGACACCGGCCCUCCGCCAGCCCUUGUGUCACAGCCACCGGGCUGCCGGGUCGACCUGCCACCCCCGCACUACUUCUGCAGCACAGCACCUGCCGGCCCACCAGCCCCACCACCUGCUGAGGGGGUGCCCAUGGCCCCCGCUGCCACCAUCCCUGCACCCUACCACCGCCUGGAAGGUGCCCUGGGCCCCCGGAGCCGCAGCGACAGCACUGAGCACCGGCCGGAGCCCCCCACCGCCAGUGCUGAGGACUACCACGAGGCUGAUGGUGCCCGGAGCCGGACCCGGGCAGUGGAAAACCAAUACUCCUUCUACUGAGUGCCCCCAUGCCCAGGGGCUGGAUGGCAGGGGGAUGCGGGGCACCCAUUCCCCUCACCCCUGCACCUGCCUCGCUGCCACCUCCUGCCACCACCAGCAACCCUGCCAGGACAUCCUUCUUGUUCCCUGCUGCUUUCAGGGGCUGUGUGAGUGGCAGUCAAUUUCUCAGCUGGACCCAGUGCCAGCCCCAAAGUUGGGGCAGCGCUGGGAGUUUGGGAGGUUGAAAGCAUCAGUGCCAUUUUGGAGCUUGCAGCCUCUUCCCUUUCCCUCUGGACCAAGAGCUCUCCUGGGGCCGAGCUGGCCUCCCUGUGUCUCCUCCCUGGGAAUGCCCCUCCUGGGAUGGCAGCACAUCCCCUCUGGGGUGAGAGCCCAGUGUGGCCAACAUCCCUUCUGGCACCAUUGCCCUGCAAACCAGCCGCGAGGCGCUCUGGCAUUUUGGGAUGACAGUGCAAGUGACAGAUCCCCAUGCAGAAGCUUUUCUCACACAUGUGGAUCCAUGCGCCUGAGACGGCACUGCUGCAGAGGCCUAGGGGUUUAUCCAGGCUGGCUUUCAGACUCCCUGUGGGACAAGUGUUUCCACCCUCUUCCAGGAGAGGGGUUUUUUCCAAAGCAUCUCAUUCGAGGAAGGUUUUUUCCUGCUGUCCUGCCAUUUCUGUUCCUUUGGUCUUUCUCUACUUGCUGUACCUACGGACAGUCCUUGGAUAAUACCUUUCUUCCUCCCUCUUUUCCUUGCUUUUUCAAAGCCUAAGCUGUCCACAAGGGCAUCAGCUCUGCCUUCUCUCUGCUGCAGCUAGGGGCUGUUUUCCGUUGCUCAAGGCAAACCUUGAAAAAUAUGACAACCACCCUGCUUUGCAUCAGUUGUUAAUCAUUUGGGAUGUCUCAGGGGGGUCAGACAGAGGCCAGGCAAGGGCUAUGUCAGGAGAGGAGGGGCAGCCUCGCCCUGCAGGUGCUCAGCUGGGCUCCCAGGAAUGAAAACACUACACAUCUUCAGUAGGUGCUAUUGAAGGUUUUGGGUUUUUUUUUUUUUUCCUUACAGAAAUAGAAAUGCCCAGGAAGAGCAAAAAGAAUGGGGCUGCUGCCAGGUGGGUGAACGGCUAGCCGACAUGGAGGGGGCCAGGGCAGGCUGACUGCAGUUGACAGGUGGGAUUGCCCUCACCGAUGGCUGAAGUCCCUCCCCAGCAGAUGUAAAACCCUGCCAGCGACAGCUGUACCAGCACUGCUGCCAGGAAGGACCAGGCACUGCAGCAGUCACCGCUUCGUGGUGACUUUCUGACUUUCUAAUAGAUCAGUGCAGCCACAUGCAUCUAUAGCAGGAAAAAGGAGCCCCCACCCAGAGGUGAGCUCUGGCAGAGUGUAGAGCAGAAACCCGUUGUGGCUAGGUAUGCACUAUGUUGUUGAUGCUUUUCCUACAGGUCACUGAAGCUCUUAGGGUGGUUUUUAGAGGUCAGGCUCCUUUCUGGGAAUGUGUGCCUUGUGUGGGGUGGGAGACCCUCUGUAAGAGCAGCUUUUCUUGCAGAAAAAGUGCUUGCACAUCCCUCUUGGUUUGUCUCACCCAGCUUGUCUUCCCCAUCACCAGGACUCCUGGCUCCUCAUGUGGCUGCCAGACCUGGGUGACAGUGCUAGCAGGACCUGAGUGAGGUGGCUUUGCUCUCUAGGUAGAGCAGACCCCACCAUACCCAGCUAGAAGUUACCACUUAGUGCAAAGGGAGGUAUGCCCCAAGACCCAACCUAGCUCAAAACCCCUUGAAUUUGCCUGGAGUUUUGGGUUGGGUCAAAUUAUUUUUUUUUUUAGGUGCCUUCUUUCCUGAGCUAGCAAAGCAUGUCCCCAGUGCUGGUGGCACUUGUCUCUCCCGCUUCAGAAGGGCAUAGAAGGGUUCUCAAAGGUUCCUUACCUGCUCCUGCAAUGUGAGAGUUGCCUUUCUGGCCCAUGGGUAUGUGAGAUGAGGGCUGCUGGAUCUCAUUCCUGUAGCAAAUCCACCUUGGCCCUUUUGAGGGCAGUGGGAGCAGUUUGCUCUCGCAGGGGUAUUUCUCCUUCCUUAGCACAGCUAAAACCCAGCUCGAAGGAGCCCAUGCAGCAGGGAGAGGCCAGAUGCUCUUGGCUGAUGGGUUUAACAUGGACCUUCUUCCUUCACACAAAAUGAGGGGGGACCUUCAGAUAUGGCACAGACAUUGCUCUUGUUCUUCACUGAGGUCCCAAUGGGCCAGGUGGUUGUGGAUGGGAGCACUGCCUUACAGACCUUCACAUGUUUUGAUGAUGGCUGAUUUUUCACCUUCUGUGUCACAGGAUAUAGGAAAAGGAGAGGGAAGCAAUGAUCUGCAAGCAAAAAUGUUAAUUUGUAAAUAGGGAAGAGUCUGGAAGAGUUUACUGUUCUGUAGAAUAAAUUAAUUUUAUUUAAAGAAAAAGGGACUUGUUAAACAAAUGGAGAACUAGAGUUCCAGUUUUAAAAUAAAAUCACUUGCAAAAUGGAUAGCACAUAAGCCUGGGGCUUUGCUGGAUUUGCUGCAUAGAAAACAAAGAAGUAGAGGGAGGAUGCUGUCCUGUCACAUGUGUGUAGACCUCAUUGCUAUCUCGAGGCAGUUAGGGCUGAGCUCAGCCUGCCUCUGACUGAUGGAGCUGGUCUAGUGCAUCAAGGAUGGAGAAGAGGGGUGUUUUUCAUGCUGUUGGGCAGAAGGAGAUGAGGAUGGGUUCAGGCUGUGCAGGGCAGAGUUUCCUCUCCUCCCAGUGUGUUACUUUCUUUGUCUGGUUUGUUGCUGGUGCAAGUUGGAAUGCCUCCAUCCCUGAAGCAGCACUGAUAGUAUUGACUCAGCAGCCCUGGGGAGUGAAGAUGUACCUCCCUUGCCAGAGGCCAGUGCGGGCAGCUCCUAGCAGCUGAGUUCCCUGUGGUGUGUCAUCCCCCCUCCUAUGCCUUUGCCUCUCCUGGGAGGCAGUGCCUCACACUCCACCCUUGCAUGUCUUUCCAGUGUGCUCUUUUCUGCUGAGAUUCCCCAUGAAAAACUGGUAUGUUGUCCCAGACUGUACUGUCACAGCUAAGCAGCGUGACAGACACGGCUUGCAGACACAGCUAACACAUGGCUUUUGGGGGGAUGGAGGGAGCUGCUCAGCUCUGUAAUCAGGCCAUGGUUGUGUCAUCACCCAUUCACAAAAACAUUCCCUCCCCAAAAGGCUCCAGAGCCUGUUCACCGGUCCUGGAGAGAUCAUCUGUCAGGAGCUGGGGAGGUGACAGCCCCUCCAUAUGGACGACUCCUUUGUUGACCACAAGGCAGGCAAUGAGGGCUGUGCCUGUGGGACAGUUGCUCCUCCUGCCUCAUCAUAAGCCAUUCACACCUCAGCAUAUUAGCAAAUUGACUAAUUAAGGCAUUAGUCUUGAUGGAAAACAUGCUUUCCCUUCACAGAGUUCCUGGAAGGGCAGGCGCAGGAUGCAACAAAGGCAGAGAUCUAGUGGUGAAACAAGGGGCAAGCAGGCUCAGUGUGUGGGCUGGGCUGGAUUGUGUGCCAGCAAUGCCCUCCGCCUGGGGAUGGAGCAGGACUGGUCUGCGGGGGUGCUGGUGCUGAGCUGCACCCUGGCAGUUACUAUGAAGAGGGCAAAAAUAUGAAGGGAUUUCAGCAGCAGAGUCUUCCGCGUUUCAUGCAGGUGUCUGAGCGGCCCGCAGCUGCUCCUGCCUGCCUGACAUGCAGGGUCUUUCUCAGGAAAGGCUCACAGUGCUUCCAGAAGGAUCCCUUUGGUAAGAAAACUCAUCAGAAUGGCAUUGCUCUGAAACACAAAUGAGCUGCUUUGAUGCAGCUCAGGAAGCUGGAUAUUUUGUGUGGUUUGCACUGAAAUGUGAAAACACUUCCCUGUUCUAAUGCAAAUCCCCUGUCCCAGUAAGCCCAGCUCUGCCCAUACCCCAGCCCAGCACUCUGAUUUCAUGGGCUUUGUAUUUUUUAAUGGCAUGCUGAAAUACUUCCUAUUUUUGUAUGACCCAAGUAAUAGUCUUGUUCCCCCCUCCCCAGACAGAUAUAUUUUAAAUGUAAUACAUGCAUAAUACAUCAA
Molecule: messenger RNA, 6360 nt
Organism: Phalacrocorax carbo (great cormorant)
Lineage: Eukaryota; Metazoa; Chordata; Aves; Suliformes; Phalacrocoracidae
Source: RefSeq, a predicted model, not a curated record